AUGGAAACCACUCUCUUGUCUACUUCUGAUCAGCUGAUUCAUGUUCAGCUCAGGCUCAUCAAUCUGAAUAAAAUUUGUCUCUGUACAGUUGUUUAUGGUGAACAUUCCUUUGUGAACCGGCGCCCUCUUUGGGCUGACCUGUUGCGUCUGUCUUCAUGUAACCUUCCUUGGUUUGUCGCUGGAGACUUUAAUGCCAUCAAAGAUCCGGCUGAUAGGAUAGGAAGUACAACUCCCUGGAUCCCGGCUUUUGAUGAAUUUGGGGAUUGUCUGAACCAAGCGGGACUUGAAGAUAUUCGAUACGUGGGAUGUAGAUAUACAUGGUCGCAUUCUUCAGGCGAGAACCGGAAAUUACGCAAGAUUGAUCGGGUGCUCUCUAAUGACAUCUGGACUCAGCAGUUUUCCUUCUCAGAAGUCACCUUUCUCCCCCCUGGGAUAUCAGACCACUCUCCUAUGGUGCUAAGAAUCCUCUUGCCUCAUAACUCUAAGAAGCCCUUCAAGUUUUUUAACUUUUGGACUUCGCACCCUAAAUUCUUGGAUCUAGUUGAGCAAGCUUGGGAUACUCCGAUAGUGGGCACUCCUAUGUUUAUUAUCUGCUGCAAGCUGAGGGCACUUAAAGCAAAGUUGAAGCAGCUGAAUAGGAGCUCCUUCUCUGACAUUUCCUUGAGGACCGAACAAGCUAGAUCAGAACUGUAUGCUGUUCAGUCGGCACUUGAGCAACAUCCUAUUGACCAGAACUUACAGGACAGAGAAGUGGAGUUCACAUGA
Molecule: messenger RNA, 765 nt
Organism: Syzygium oleosum
Lineage: Eukaryota; Viridiplantae; Streptophyta; Magnoliopsida; Myrtales; Myrtaceae
Exons: 1
Coding region: 1-765 (254 amino acids)
Source: RefSeq, a predicted model, not a curated record